AUGGAAACCGGUGUCUCAGAUCUUCAAUUGGCCGCUACCAAUCCGAAACAGCAAAGAGGUACCUCAAGCGCAGAUCAGUUCGAUGCUUGUGAUGAAUCAAAUAGUGACAGCGACGUGACUUGGUUCCCCGGUGAUGGGGUCUGUCCGACAACAACACAAUUCAACCAUUGCUGCCAGUCCAAGAUCGACAACUGGAUAAAUGCAGCAUCUGCACGCCUAGAGGGCACAGAGUCUCUAGAUUACUACAUAUCAGCUUUCUUGAAUCUUCUCAAAGAUGUCCCUCCCUUCUAUAACUGUCCCCUAGGCACUGUACAGUUGUCAGGAAGAGCAAAAUCUUUCCUUGUUUUGAAGUCUUCCCUGCAGAUGAGAACGACAGAAGACUCGAACUGCGAGCAAGAUCACAGUUUCAUCGAUUAUCUCCAGUGCGUCGGAAGCCCAUCACCUGUAUUAUAUUGGACGAAAACGGAGACCCAACUAGAGGUAUCUAUUCCUACUUGUGCCAAGCCUCUUCGCUCUGGGUAUCUUACAAACAUUGUUCUGGCCUGGUCAUACAUCAUCUCCUGCCGUUGGGUGGAGAUAUUACAAAGGGCAGGCGAGAAAAGCCAAAUCCUGCAUGAUCAAGGCAUGCAGGUUGGAGAAUCUUUCUGGGACAUCGUCACGCAGGACUGUUGGAAAGCUCGAGUUAAAAACCAGAACGGCGCUUUUUAUUCACCGUGGAUGUUUAGAAGAGAAGGGACCUCACUCAAACGCCGGAACUGGGAGCCUGCCACACCGAAUUCUCGUCUUGCAUUCCAUAUUCUUAUGGACUUCUGCGCGUCAGAAGGUUUGGAAGGGAAGCUGCUCACCGGAUUUGUCUCUGUUUUGAUCUCAACCUCACGGCAUGCGCCCUCACCGAAAUUCGCUCCUCCUAUAAAAGUAUCCACACCUCCGAUCCGGUCUUCACAAAAACUGCAAGACAAGCCCUUUUCAGAAUUGUUUGAUUCCAUCGAUAGAUGUCUGUCCCUAAGCUCCACACAGGAUGCUCUGGAUUCGUUGCUCUGCAGCGCAUUCUUCGAUCCAUGCGUUCCAUGCAAUCUUGUUGGGGCCACAUCAUUGGGAGUGAAAGAGGCUCUCUCACAGCUUGACGGAAUCGACAAUCGGCAGCUGCUGCUGGCAAUCACCAAUACAAAACCUCACUUGACUCUUUUAUGGGCUGCAGCAGUAUGCAACGGCCAGGCAACUUCGUUCCUGAAGCUGGCUCUUCACGGUCUUCCGCCUAUAUGUCUAGUAGCUGCAUUCUGGACCAACACGACCCAGUCUUUUCUCCAAAUAUUGUAUCCUGUACGAAAUUCAGAAGUGUCCAUCAUUCCUAGAGCGAAUGAGUUUCAAACUUCCUAUUUCUGCCGACCGGAACUGUCAGUACCCUGGUCGCACGCACCUCCCUUUGGCACAACAACCGUCAAGAAUCUCAGCCUGGAAGUACGGGCACACCUUGCACAUAUUCACGUGCCUAUAUCUUGGAGGAACUAUUGGUUACUGGACUCGGGCGAAAGAAUUCCGGCCGGCUCGCAGCAUGAAAUUGCGAGGGUUGAAGCUGACAUUAUAUGUCAUUCUAUCCCGCAAGGGAAACUACGGAGUAACCUGCCCUACCACGAGCGGCGCCUUGAUGAUGAGCAAUCGGGGAUUGCAACAUCGCGCCUCUUCAAUUGGCAUAGAGGUUACGACGAUGGCAUCUGGCUCGAUGAUGGUCAAGUGGAUAUCAAAAACGUUCGUCGACUUCAGAUGCAUCCGUGGAUUAUCGACCAGUUCGAUGAUCGAGGCGAUGAGCCAGUUGACGAACCUACCCACCGCGGGGUCUCUGUUGAGCGGAUUCUGCGUUGGAGGGAUGGGGUCGAAAUGCACGCAAAUGAGCAACUAUGA
Messenger RNA from Aspergillus japonicus CBS 114.51, 1899 nucleotides. RefSeq lists its product as uncharacterized. The coding region runs from base 1 to 1899 and encodes 632 amino acids. The record is from RefSeq and is a predicted model, not a curated record. Lineage: Eukaryota; Fungi; Ascomycota; Eurotiomycetes; Eurotiales; Aspergillaceae. The transcript is spliced from 3 exons.